Messenger RNA from Brugia malayi, 1347 nucleotides. Its product is annotated as Troponin T, putative. The transcript is spliced from 10 exons. Gene Ontology annotation, biological process: regulation of muscle contraction; muscle contraction; sarcomere organization. Lineage: Eukaryota; Metazoa; Nematoda; Chromadorea; Rhabditida; Onchocercidae. Gene Ontology annotation, molecular function: tropomyosin binding. The record is from RefSeq and is a predicted model, not a curated record. Gene Ontology annotation, cellular component: troponin complex. The coding region runs from base 1 to 1347 and encodes 448 amino acids.
AUGGCAGACGAAGAAGAAGAGAUUACUGAGGAGGAGGAAGAUGAAGAAGUAGAAGAAGAAGAAGAAGAAGCAGCUGAAGCUGAAGCACCAGCAGCUCCAGCAUCUGCAGAUGAUGAAGCACCUGCUGAAAGAGCAGAAGCUACACCUCAACUAAGACGUGCACCACCUCAGGAAAAAGAUGAAACUCCGGCUGAACAAACUGAAGCUGAAAAGGCUAUGCUAGCUGCUAAAAAAAGGCAUCAGGAAGAAGAAGCAGCUAAAAUUCAAGAUUACGAAGAAAAACGACGAAUCGAGAAAGAACAGAUCGAAGAAGAAUUGCGAACUUUAAAGGAAAAACAAGAACAAAGAAGGCAACAACGUGAACAAGAAGAACGUGAAUUCGCGGAAAGACAACGUCAGAAUGAGGAAAAACGACGCCAGGAAGAGGAAGAAAGUAAAGCUCGUAUUGAGGCAGAGAAACAGCGACGAGAGGAAGAAAGAAAGAAACGACAAAAUUUGAUGGCUGGCUCAUUUGCUGCCGGAACAGCAGCUGGAGGAAAAAAUUUCGUGAUCCAGAAAUCCGAAAAGGGUGAUCAGUUAAAGACACUUACUGCAAAACAAGAGACAAGUGAUGAAGGAAAAAGAGCAGCAAAGCAAGCUUUCCUAGAAGCAAUUCAACGUCGUGGAGCUAAUGUUGCCGAUUUACUGCCAAAUGAUAUCAAAGAUAAAAUUAAACAGUUACAUUCACGUAUUGUAAAACUAGAAGGAGAAAAGUAUGAUUUGGAGAAAAGACACGAACGUCAAGAAUAUGACUUGAAAGAACUGCACGAGCGUGAACGUCAAGUUGCUCGUAAUAAAGCUUUACAGAAAGGUUUAGAUCCUGAAGAAGCAGCUGCUUCCAUACAUCCGCCAAAGAUCAACGUCGUAUCAAAAUUCGAUCGACAAAUUGACAGACGAUCAUAUGGUGAUCGGCGGGAUCUUUAUGAACACCCAAUAGUUAAAAAGCCACCAAAAAUCGCUCACGGAACAGCUCGUCCACCACCGGAAUGGGGACGACGUGAAAACGAAGAGCUCGAACAGAUCCGUAAAAAUUUAGAGCCUCCAAAAUAUGUAGAACAAGUGAAGGCAGAUGGUGAUGCUGCAAAACCACCAGUUCAACCAAUUCCACUUCAUGUACCUGGUAUUGAUGAGGUUGAGGAGGAAGAGAGAACAAUUCAGGCUGCGGAUGGAAAUUUAGCUGGAGAGGGUGACGAUGCGGAAAAAGCAAGUGAUGGUGACAAAGCUGGUCGGAAAGUAUCCGCUGCAGCAGGCGGCGGUAAAGCUGCCGCACCACCGCCAACGACGAAGAAGCCAGUGAAAGCAAAAUGA